AGAACAUUCUUACUGUCUUAGAUUUUUUCAAUAGCCGCAUGGAUGCCCAAAGAAUGAAUGGUGAAUGCUCGGUGGAGAAAGUCCUCGAAGUCAUAAUCAUCAAUUGUCGUUCUUGGCGUGGUGAAGGCAUGAAGAUGUUUACUCAAUUACGUUUUACAUAUGAACAAGAGAGCCAUCCUGAGGAGUUCUUUAUUCCUUAUGUGUGGCAGCUAGUUAUAUCUCGCAGCUCAUUCAGUUUUAAUCCCAGUAGCCUAAAUCUGUUUCCAGUUGAUCUGCCUGUAAAAAAUCAUUUGAAGUGGCUAAAACAAUAUCGAUGGGGCCAUCAUUGAAAAGUGGAUCAAAAGUUGGGAAAAGUGGAUCAAAAGUUCACGAACCAGACGAGUACCCUCCCCAACAUAUUUCUUAACAAGUUCACGAAGCUAAAUUGUACAAGACUACUUGGCAGUAUGAGCAUUUUUGGGAGGAUUAAAUAUUUUUGGAUGGAUGUGUAUGGAUAACAAAUAUUAGUAGUUUUAUUUGUUGAUAGCUGUGCAUGGAUAACAAAUAGUUAUGUUUCAAAUUGUUAUGCUAG
Molecule: messenger RNA, 571 nt
Organism: Camellia sinensis
Lineage: Eukaryota; Viridiplantae; Streptophyta; Magnoliopsida; Ericales; Theaceae
Source: RefSeq, a predicted model, not a curated record